ACGAGGCCGGAGUAGUCGCGGGACAGCCAUGGCGGAGCCGGAGGCCUUGAGUGAGGACUUGGACGCCCUCAUCGACGAUCUGGACUACCUCCCAGGCCACUUCCACCUGGAAAUGCAGCUGAACUUCGAGCCGUGCUCGCCGACCCAGCUCCGUGCCAGGGACUUGAAGCUGCAGCGGGAGGGCCUGCGACAGGAACUCAAGCUUGCAGCCGCCCCGCAGCGUCCUGCCGUGCGCCACCUCCUGGGCGCCUUCGCCUUCUACCUGGAGGAACUGGACGAGGCCCGCGAGCGCUUCCUCGAAGUAGCUCGCGAUGACCCGGGCAACCUUAACGCCUGGGCCAAUUUGGCACACGUAUACGGGCGGCUGGGACAAGAGGAAGAGGAGGAGGAGUGUGCCGGUCGACUGGCCGCUCUCAUGGGCCUGGAGGCGGGUCCAGAGACCACCGGGGACCCCCAACUUCGUGCAGCGCGCUGCCUGGCGGAGCAGGGCUACGCGCACGGCUUCGACGUCGGCUGCUCUAGCCGGGAGGAGCGCGCGCAGGUGCUGGCGGCUGGCAUCGCACUCUAUGACAAGGCGCUAGGCUAUGCGCAGCAGGUCCCGAUGGAAGAGAAGAGGGGCUGGUACUUCACCAUGGCAACACUUUUCAUCAGGCUAGAUGGCAUCUUCCUGGAGCUGGGCAGUGAGGAGCAGAAGCGGCUGCCCGCCUUCAACCGCACACUGGCUCUUCUCCGACAAGUCCUGAAGUCCUCAGACCCCCACCACCGAGCUCUAGCCUGGUGCUACCUGGGAAUGCUGUUGGAGAGACAGCACAGCUUCUCCACCACCCCCAUGGGCGUCCACGACUGUGGCUACUCCGGAACUGACCCCCUAGAUUGCUUCGGCAAGGCCAUCGAGAUUGCUAAAGACCACCCCCUGAUCCUGAAUCGCCUGGCCAAAAUCUUCCACUUCCUAGGAAAGCAGGAUAUGGCCAUUGGAACCUGUAACAUGGCGCUCGAUGUCCUACGCAAUCCGGAGCUCAACUGGCAGGCUUACUGCACAAGGGCUAAGAUCCACAUCAAAGCCUACCUACAUGACCUGGAGCGGGCCAAGAUGGGGCUUGGGGGCAUGCCUGACAGGAACCACCUGGCCUGUGCCAAGGCUGACCUUGAGGAAGUGGUCAAGGUGUGCCCAGGCCUCAAGACCUACCUGGACAUCGGCCAGGUGUACUACUACAUGGGCGUGGACGCAGUGCAGGAGCUGAUGGCAGUGGAUGAGGCGGCGCUGAACCAGGCACUGGUCUUCCUAGCCAAGGCCAGCGAGUCAGAGUUGGGUGCGAUGUUGCCAGAGCUGCAGCUGCUUCGGGGCAAAUGUCUGCGUAUCAAGGGCGAGGAGGCUAACGCAGCAGCCUGCUUCAAGCGCGCCGUGGAGCUGGACGACGAGGGCUCCAGCCACACUGAGGGCUUCGGCUGCCUGCUUGAGGCGCUGCUGGCACAAUGGAGCCAGGCGCAGAUGAGCGACAGCGAGCUGGGCAGCGAGGUGGAUGUGUGGCUGCGCCGCGCCCAGGGCAAGUACCCGGCUGCGCGCCUGCGCCAGGAACUCCAACGCGUGUGGCGCGGCCACACGGACGAGGUGCUGGGACUGGCCCGCGCCCUAGUAGCGCAGGGCCGGCUGGCGCUGGUGCGGCUGCUCUUCGAGGCCAUGGAGCUAGAGGGCGAGGGCACAGCCGAGGGUGCGGCGAGAGGCCACCGGGCACUCUCCUUCUGA
Molecule: messenger RNA, 1744 nt
Organism: Chrysochloris asiatica (Cape golden mole)
Lineage: Eukaryota; Metazoa; Chordata; Mammalia; Afrosoricida; Chrysochloridae
Gene: TTC22
Product: tetratricopeptide repeat domain 22
Exons: 7
Coding region: 29-1744 (571 amino acids)
Molecular function (GO): protein binding
Source: RefSeq, a predicted model, not a curated record